AUGGCUGUAGCAUCAGCUAAGGGAGAAAAGAUUUAUGUUACUUCUUUUAGUGCAGUUGGUUCUUCGAUUCUGUCCAUUCUUAAUACUCCAAGUAGAGCUUCGCUGAUCAUAUUAAAUUUCAACGGCUCAGAGGAGAAAAAAGUCGUUGAGAUUGGAAUAAGCUAUCAAUUCAUUGCAUGUUAG
Messenger RNA from Botrytis byssoidea, 183 nucleotides. RefSeq lists its product as uncharacterized. Lineage: Eukaryota; Fungi; Ascomycota; Leotiomycetes; Helotiales; Sclerotiniaceae. The transcript has a single exon. The record is from RefSeq and is a predicted model, not a curated record. The coding region runs from base 1 to 183 and encodes 60 amino acids.